AUGGACCAUUUGCAAUCAUUGUACAACUCAACAAUAAUUCAAUGGCCGCUCAAAUAUACGCCAUCGUUCACUAGUUGGCUCACACAUCAUUUUGCCUCUUUCAACGCCCUCGUUCACUCCAAACUAACGUACCACGCACCUAACUUGGUGGUUCAUCCCACAUCGACAGUAAUCACUUUCCUGUUCGUUUACAUAUUCAUACUUUUGAUUAUCUAUGAGUUGAUAUUACAUCUAGGAGUUAAACUAAAUUGGUGGCAGAAACCUGGAAGCGAGUUUUUCAUCGAAACUCCAGUGCAUUGUGCCCAUAUUUACGUAGACUUGCACAUAAUGGAAAAACAUGAAGAUGAUGAUCCUAAGUUGGAGGAGCUGACAAUUGAGGAGAAAUUUUACAAGUUCCAAACAAAGAAAUCUACAAAAUACGGGUCUUUAAUCUUUCAUAAACUGAAAUAUCAUCUGGAGUUUGGUCCCAACGAUUACGAUCCACGAGACCCUGAUCUCGGAACAACUCUAGGGUUUUCCCGUUCCAAAACGCUAAAACUGUUCAAAGAUUCCAAGAUUUACACUGAAGAUUUGAAUAAAAUACCACUAUCUCCGGAGGAACUUAUCCUCGUUCAUAGAAAGAAGGAAUUGACUCCGGAUUUAGACGAUAAAUUCCUGUGCGAGUUGGACGUGGAAACUGGCAACAAGGUCGAUGCCUUCGUGGUGAUCUAA
This is a messenger RNA of Komagataella phaffii GS115, 711 nucleotides long. RefSeq lists its product as hypothetical. The record is from RefSeq and is a predicted model, not a curated record. NCBI's taxonomy places the organism in Eukaryota, Fungi, Ascomycota, Pichiomycetes, Pichiales, Pichiaceae. The transcript has a single exon. The coding region runs from base 1 to 711 and encodes 236 amino acids.